CAAAAAAGAAAAAAAAAAAAAAAAAGAAAAAACUUUCAUUACUUUCCUUUCUCUUUUGCUUAAUAUCACUUCAUCAACCAUGGCUCAAUACAAGUAUGACGUUGUCAUGUCCUGCGGCGGAUGCUCUGGCGCUGUGACCAAAGCCCUGUCAAAGCUCCAAGGUGUCGAAAGCUUCGAUGUUUCUCUUGAAAAACAGAAAGUCACUGUUGAAUCAUCUACUCUGUCGGAGAAUGAGAUCCUGACUGCUAUUCAAAAGACCGGCAAGACUGUCAAGGUCGCUUCGGAUUAAACAGGGGCUUUCUUCAGUGAAUGACCUUUUUUAUCAUGCACAUUAUCUUUCUCUUUUUAUUUUAUGACUAUGCUUGCCCCCAUUCCCUUUUUUUACGCAGUAUACAUUCAUUAAGCAAUAAAAACAAC
Molecule: messenger RNA, 417 nt
Organism: Lobosporangium transversale
Lineage: Eukaryota; Fungi; Mortierellomycota; Mortierellomycetes; Mortierellales; Mortierellaceae
Product: heavy metal-associated domain-containing protein
Exons: 4
Coding region: 80-289 (69 amino acids)
Biological process (GO): copper ion transport
Cellular component (GO): cytosol
Molecular function (GO): copper chaperone activity; metal ion binding
Source: RefSeq, a predicted model, not a curated record